Messenger RNA from Xyrauchen texanus (razorback sucker), 4220 nucleotides. RefSeq names its product transmembrane protease serine 9-like. The record is from RefSeq and is a predicted model, not a curated record. NCBI's taxonomy places the organism in Eukaryota, Metazoa, Chordata, Actinopteri, Cypriniformes, Catostomidae. Gene Ontology annotation, molecular function: serine-type endopeptidase activity. The transcript has 20 exons. Bases 60 to 3686 code for a protein of 1208 amino acids. Gene Ontology annotation, biological process: proteolysis.
AGAAAAGAGGUUAACAGGGCUAUUUCAAAGAAAGAGACACUCUGAGAUCUGUUUCGGAGAUGACAAUUAUGCUCCAACUACUGAGUGCAGUGUUUACAGUUGCUCUUCUAAGAGGAUGUGACGCACAACUAGCAGAAUGUGGCAAAGCCCCUCUCAACACAAGGAUAGUAGGGGGACAGAAUGCUUCUGUUGGUUCUUGGCCAUGGCAAGUCAGUCUUCACAGGAAUGGUCAACAUUUCUGUGGUGGAUCACUCAUCAACAAUGAAUGGGUCUUGACAGCAGCUCACUGCUUUGACAGUACUUUAACUGAUGGCCUAACUGUGUACCUGGGGCGACAGACGCAGUCAGGAACAAAUUCAAACGAGGUGUCCAGAACUGUCUCACAAAUCAUUAUACAUCCAAACUACAGUUCCAUCUCUUAUGACAAUGACAUCACUCUCCUGCAUCUGUCUUCAUCUGUGAAUUUUACUGACGUCAUAAGACCGGUCUGCCUGGCAGCUGCAGACAGUACAUUCUUCAACCGCACUGUGAGCUGGGUCACUGGAUGGGGAGAUACUCAAACCGGUGUUCCCCUGCCUUCAUCAAAACCGCUACAGGAAGUGCAAGUGCUUAUUGUUGGAAACAGGCAAUGCAAGUGCCUUUAUGGAAUCAAAAUCUUAGACAACAUGAUCUGUGCUGGACUACUGGAAGGGGGAAAAGACUCCUGUCAGGAUGACUCUGGUGGACCUAUGGUCAGCAAACAGGGCUCAGUCUGGAUCCAGUCUGGGGUUGUGAGCUUUGGCAAUGAUUGUGCUUUAGCUGGGUUUCCUGGUGUCUAUGCCAGAGUGUCUCAGUAUCAGACCUGGAUCACCCAACAGAUUAACCAGCCAAAUAACCAGCCCGGCUUCAUCAAAUUCAUCUCCACUGGUUCUGACGGUGAUCUGAGCAUAAGCUGUGCUAAUGUGCCUGCCAUUACGUCAACUGCUGCUCCUGCUACUACAACCGUUGCACCUGUAGUGUGUGGAAGUGCAAAACUGAAUACUCGUGUGGGAGGAAACAGCUCCCUUGCAUCUUCAGGUGUAUGGCCAUGGAUGGCCAGUCUGCAGCUUAACGGCAGUCAUGUUUGUGGAGGAGCAAUGAUUGCUGAACGGUUUGUCAUGAGCUCUGCCAGCUGCUUUUCCAGAUCUACCAAUGCCUCCGAUUGGACUGUGAUCCUGGAUCGGAAUGGCACCAACCCCAAUGAGCUCUCUGUAAAAGUGGCAAACAUUACAAUCAGCAAUUUCACAGGUGACAAUGUUGCAGUCUUGCAGGUGGCCAGUGCACCAAAACUGUCAGAUUUCAUUCAGCCCAUAUGCGUGGACCAGGGAGAUAGUACCUUCAGUGCUGAUACUCCAUGUUGGGUGGCAGGCUGGGGCAAAGGAGCAGGAGGAGCUAAUCAAGCUCUUCAGGAAUUCCAAACUGCUAUAGUGAAUUGUGGGAACUCAUCCUCAAACAAUAGUAUUUGUACAAGUUCUUUGAACUUACAGGAGGGUGAUCAAGGUGGUCCGUUAAUGUGUAAACAAGGUCUGUCAUGGGUCCAUGCUGCUGUUCUGACCAUCCAGAGUAGCACUUCAAACAGCAGCACUAAUACAAUGUCCAGUAACAGCACUGUGGUAAGCCGGUCUCUCCGUGCUCAAGACAUCCAGGUCUUCACUAAAUCCUCCAGCUAUGUGGCAUUUGUAAAAUCUCUGGUUGGUUCUUUCCCUCAAAAAGCCACAAAUAGCACAACUGCAAAUGCAACUGCACCCAGCAGCACAGUCCAAGCGCCCAUCAUAAGUGGAUCACAGUCCUUCUGUUUUAAUACUGUCCUUUUGUUACUUCUAGCACUUCAAAUCUUUCAUCAAGGUUAUGAGUUUGCAGAGAAACUCACUGCCAGCCUAUUACUUGUGCUAACUACACCCCAUGUUGGGACAGGAUGUGAAGCACAACUAGCAGAAUGUGGCAAAGCCCCUCUCAACACAAGGAUAGUAGGGGGACAGAAUGCUUCUGUUGGUUCUUGGCCAUGGCAAGUCAGUCUUCACAGGAAUGGUCAACAUUUCUGUGGUGGAUCACUCAUCAACAAUGAAUGGGUCUUGACAGCAGCUCACUGCUUUAAAAGUACUUUAACUGAUGGCCUAACUGUGUACCUGGGGCGACAGACGCAGUCAGGAACAAAUUCAAACGAGGUGUCCAGAACUGUCUCACAAAUCAUUAUACAUCCAAACUACAGUUCCAUCUCUUAUGACAAUGACAUCACUCUCCUGCAUCUGUCUUCAUCUGUGAAUUUUACUAACUUCAUAAGACCGGUCUGCCUGGCAGCUGCAGACAGUACAUUCUUCAACCGCACUGUGAGCUGGGUCACUGGAUGGGGAGAUACUCAAACCGGUGUUCCCCUGCCUUCAUCAAAACCGCUACAGGAAGUGCAAGUGCUUAUUGUUGGAAACAGGCAAUGCAAGUGCCUUUAUGAAAUCAAAAUCUUAGACAACAUGAUCUGUGCUGGACUACUAGAAGGGGGAAAAGACUCCUGUCAGGGUGACUCUGGUGGACCUAUGGUCAGCAAACAGGGCUCAGUCUGGAUCCAGUCUGGGGUUGUGAGCUUUGGCCGUGAUUGUGCUUUAGUUGGGUUUCCUGGUGUCUAUGCCAGAGUGUCUCAGUAUCAGACGUGGAUCACCCAACAGAUUAACCAGCCAAAUAACCAGCCCGGCUUCAUCAAAUUCAUCUCCACUGGUUCUGACGGUGAUCUGAGCAUAAGCUGUGCUAAUGUGCCUGCCAUUACAUCAACUGCUGCUCCUGCUACUACAACCAUUGCACCUGUAGUGUGUGGAAGUGCAAAACUGAAUACUCGUGUGGGAGGAAACAGCUCCCUUGCAUCUUCAGGUGUAUGGCCAUGGAUGGCCAGUCUGCAGCUUAACGGCAGUCAUGUUUGUGGAGGAGCAAUGAUUGCUGAACGGUUUGUCAUGAGCUCUGCCAGCUGCUUUUCCAGAUCUACCAAUGCCUCCGAUUGGACUGUGAUCCUGGAUCGGAAUGGCACCAACCCCAAUGAGCUCGCUGUAAAAGUGGCAAACAUUACAAUCAGCAAUUUCACAGGUGACAAUGUUGCAGUCUUGCAGUUGGCCAGUGCACCAAAACUGUCAGAUUUCAUUCAGCCCAUAUGCGUGGACCAGGGAGAUAGUACCUUCAGUGCUGAUACUCCAUGUUGGGUGGCAGGCUGGGGCAAAGGAGCAGGAGGAGCUAAUCAAGCUCUUCAGGAAUUCCAAACUGCUAUAGUGAAUUGUGGGAACUCAUCCUCAAACAAUAGUAUUUGUACAAGUUCUUUGAACUUACAGGAGGGUGAUCAAGGUGGUCCGUUAAUGUGUAAACAAGGUCUGUCAUGGGUCCAUGCUGCUGUUCUGACCAUCCAGAGUAGCACUUCAAACAGCAGCACUAAUACAAUGUCCAGUAACAGCACUGUGGUAAGCCGGUCUCUCCGUGCUCAAGACAUCCAGGUCUUCACUAAAUCCUCCAGCUAUGUGGCAUUUGUAAAAUCUCUGGUUGGUUCUUUCCCUCAAAAAGCCACAAAUAGCACAACUGCAAAUGCAACUGCACCCAGCAGCACAGUCCAAGCGCCCAUCAUAAGUGGAUCACAGUCCUUCUGUUUUAAUACUGUCCUUUUGUUACUUCUAGCACUUCAAAUCUUUCAUCAAGGUUGAGAUCAAUCAGGUAUUUUUUAGUAAAGAUCUUAUAACUAUAAUUGUGACUAUAGAAACUUAGACAAAUAAUACAUGUUUCAAUUUGCUUAAUGAUACUGAUUAUAGAAUUGCCAUCAUAAAACAUCAAAAGGAUUUGCGUUGUCCAUUUUUGCUUGACACACAAUGGAGUUGACUUGAAAUAUUUGUUUCUUGUUAUCUUGGACUAUGAGGCUAUUCUGACUAUAUGUAUUACUGUGUAGAAUUUCUUUAUACUGUCAGCAUUUAAGAAUAAGUGCAUUACUAAAAAACUCCCAAUAAACUCAAAUAUUUUAAUGGUAGAAUUUGUAUGCAACAUCGCACUUUAUAGACAUGUCCCAGUUUCAUGUCAUGAUAUUGUGCUACUAUACUGUAUAUGUUCCUGAAUAUUCUUUCCAAAAAUAUAUUUUAUCUCAUUUGUUUUAUCUCACAUGUGUGAUUUUAAUAAAAACUGUUGUUUUAUAAUAAUUUUUGUAAAUUAAGUAACUCUUUUCACCACACUUUUUAAAUGUGAACCAU